CCAUUACAGACAAAUAAAAAGAUGAACGAAGAAAGUCCACCACAGCAGCGCAUGCCCGGAAAGCUGUCAGCAAGUAGGCUAGGCAAAUUUGAUGAUCUGCCGUUACAACGCUCGCCAGUUGGGAAAAAGAAAAUUCCAGCCAAACCGACGAUUAAAUCACCGAAACCAGAUUUUCCGGCAAAAAGAAUCACACGACCAGUGUCAAAAGAAACAACCCUGCCUGACAACCCAAUAUUUCAUUCACCCAUGAUACUGGUAUCAACGGUUGAUGGCAAAACAACAUGCGACCAGUCGACCUUAACCAAACUGAGAGAAAUAGAGAAACCAUUGAACAUAGUUUCUGUAGUUGGGACACUGAGAACUGGAAAAUCCUUCAUCUUGAAUAAACUGGCCAGUCACGGUUCAGCCGGUGACAAAUCUUGGUUUGAGACUGGUCACACAACGACAGCUGUGACAAAAGGUAUCUGGGUAAUGUGUCGGCCACACCCUACACAGGAAGACCAAGUUCUUGUUUUACUAGAUACAGAAGGGAUUGAUGAUCCUGAUAAGGUGGAUAUAGAAGACGACAAAAACCUGUUUGUACUUGCCACGCUUUUAUCCAGCACAAUGGUUUACAAUACAAGAGGGAACUUUGAUAGAACUGCAAUUGAAAAAUUUAAAUUUUUAAACAGAAUUAAGACGUCAAUAAAGGUGAGCGGCUCGGAAGAAGACGAUUCUAUCCUUGAUUUCUUUUUCCCGAACUUCGUUCUCACACUAAGGGAUGUUACUCUUGAAUCUAAUGAGGAGGACGAUGAUACUUAUCUGGAAGAUAUGUUAAAGCUUAAACGACGCAAGAAAGGUGAAAUUAUCAAAGAAGAUUCCUUAAAAGAAUACAAUCUUCCAAGAAUGCUUAUCCGAAGAUAUUUCAAAAACAGAAAAUGUUUCCGAUUUAGGAAACCGGUCAAACGUGAUCUGCUGAAAAUGUUGAUGACGCUGCCAGAGAAUACCCUGAAGAGAGAAUUUCAGGAAACGCUGAACGAGUUCCGGAAGUAUAUAUUUUCGUGUGAGCCAAAGUUACUGAAAUCAGGAAAAGCAAUAAAUGGCAGGAUGUUAAGUUCCCUAUUGCUGAAUUAUGUCCAUUCCAUACAAGUUGGAGAGUCUCCAUGUUUGACAAGCGCAAUGAUUUCAAUGUCGGCAGUGGAAAAUACACAUGUAGUCCAGAAAGCUUCGGAAAUAUAUAAACGUGAAAUGCAAAGACGUCUUACUUCCCAUUCACCGAGCGAAAAAGGUCUUGUUAACUAUCACAAGGACAGUAUGAAAGCUGCUCUUGAAGUUUUGAAGUCUGGACUAAUUAUUGACGAUGAACAAAUCUAUGAAGAACAGGCAAUGGUUUGCUUCAAAAACCAGUUUGAAAACUUCAAGAAUAUUGUCACGAAAGAUUUAGAAGCAAAAUGUUUGAAUACACUAGGAAGACUGGAUACAAUGAAAAUACAAGUGAAGAUAAAGAAUCGAAAAUACUGCACACCAACAGGCUAUGAUGAUUAUAUGAAAGAUAUAGACUCCUUGAUCCAGCAGUUCAAUAGAGAAGUCGGUUACAUGGGAUCUGUGGCGAGAAUCGUUCUUCAAGAGUUUCUUGAUAAAAAGGUAGAAGAAGAAGAAAUUGUGUACAAAAUGGUUCUAGAGGCACUAGAUGGGCAAGAAGGGCCAGCAAGGAGAAAGAUCAAGCGCUUGAGUUUGUUCAGAGAAGAAGAUGCUAACAUUUUAAAGGAGGAAGAAGAAGUUGAAGAAGCAAUUCGAGCUGAUAUUGAAAUGUUACAAGUCAACGGCUUACAGAACAUCGGAACACAAUACCUUGGCAUGCUGAAGACAAAAAUUGAAGAAGUAGACAGAGUGAAGAAAGAGCUCACUCGGAGCGACUCAUACUACCAUAAAUUAUGUAAAGAAACGGCACAUUGGAAAAACAUUUUUGAGAAGGCUACAUUUAAUUUGUCCCACUAUAGGAAGCAGCUAAAACCAGUAACUGAGCAAAAAGAAACGGAUAUGCAAGGCACAACUUAUAAUGAGCCUUGGGAAGAUGUUAUAGGGCAGCUUUGGAAGAAAGCGCUGGAGAAAGAUGAAUCUAUAGAUGAAGAUGAUGUCACGUCACAAUGUUCUUUUGAUGAGGAGGAUUUCAAACCUGCAAAAGAAGGUUCAGCAAGUGGAGACGGUUUAACGGUUCUGCCUGACAGAGUUUCACCGGAGGGAAUGUCCGACGACCCAGUUUAUCGUGACCCUGCUCCUGUUGAAGAACGAAGAAAAUCGGAUAAAUGUAACAUCAUAUAAAAGCUACUGUUAUAAGACAAUUCUGCUUGGCAGUUACGUGCUGAUUGAGCUUAGAAUUAAGAUUUUAUGGGCUAAUGUUUAAUUUUCGGAAAAACAUGAUGUGUCCGAGUGUAAGUACAUGUGGCUAAUGGAAAAAUACUAGAACGAUUGUUGGUAUAUACGUAUACAUGCACUGUGUAACUGUGUAUCAUUAUCAUUUCAGAUUCUAUCAUUAUCAUUUCAGAUUCUUUGCAUUACACUGUAAAAAUAUAUUAUAUUGUUGAAAAUCUUCAAAAGCAUGAUUGAGAGCAAAAUUUCAAUAGUGAUUGCAUCGCAGUGCAUCCGGAAAAAGUACAAUAAACUGCAAAUAUAUAAUAUGACGUCCAGACGCAUGCGUGUUUCAUAGA
This is a messenger RNA of Mercenaria mercenaria, 2687 nucleotides long. Its product is annotated as guanylate-binding protein 1-like. The coding region runs from base 22 to 2301 and encodes 759 amino acids. Gene Ontology annotation, molecular function: GTP binding; GTPase activity. The record is from RefSeq and is a predicted model, not a curated record. Lineage: Eukaryota; Metazoa; Mollusca; Bivalvia; Venerida; Veneridae. The transcript is spliced from 11 exons.